Molecule: messenger RNA, 2238 nt
Organism: Neospora caninum
Lineage: Eukaryota; Apicomplexa; Conoidasida; Eucoccidiorida; Sarcocystidae
Exons: 2
Coding region: 1-2238 (745 amino acids)
Source: RefSeq, a predicted model, not a curated record
AUGGGCAAAGCUAGCGGGCACGGAAGUAGUUCUGUGCGGCCUAUUAGAGAGUGCAUUAGCAGUGAGGCAGCAAAAGCCUCUGUCCUCCCCGUCGCCAAAGAGUCCUCUCCCCCGGAGUCUUGUAGCGCUUCCUGCCUGAACGACGAAGACAGCUGCUCUGUCUCUUCCGCUGAAAGUGAAGUGGAUAUUGAUGUCAUUUUUCAAGACGCGACUCGUCUUGGGUGGACUGGCCCGCAGCUGGACUGUCGCGGCUCGUCACGGGGGAGUCUGGGCAGUAUCUGUCUUCCCACCGCACCUCACUUUUCGGCCCCAAAGUUGUGGGUUGGCCUUGGAUCAGGGAAGACUGCUGCCGCUGCGGCCGGACUCGGGGGCCUCGCAGCUGCGGGGAAGGAACUGGAUUAUUGCCAUACUGAGUUCGACGUCUCCGUGGACUCUCUCUUCGACCAGAGACAGAGUCUCAUGGAGGCGGCGGCGGAUCUCGAGGCAUCUAUGGAAGCCGAUCCACUGCUGGUGUGUAGAAUAAAACAACUAGGGGUUGCGAAGGCCAUCUCACAACUCUAUCCCGAUGCCCAGUGGCCUGGCGAAGUUCCACUAAUCACGUGCCUGCUGAGCCGCGCAUACGCGAGAGCCGGAUACGAGGAACAAGCCCGGUGGCAUGUGGAGUGUGCCGCCGCGUUGUUGAACGCUUUAGGCAUCGACGAUGCUCAGAUUGCAUGCAGUGUUAUUUUACAGAAUUCGUCGGCUUCUGCCAGCGACAACACUUCUGCUGCGCCUCGUGGCGUGCUGGCUUCAGGGUUGCCGGAGGAGGAACCAUCUAACGCAACCGCUACAGAGUCGAUUGGACCCAGUGAUUCGCUUGCCGACACCAGCAUGUUGUGUCCCCCGCGCACCGGUGGUGACGAGCUUUCGGACGAUCUGCUGCUUAUGGAGUUCUUCUUUUCGCUUGCUGAGGCGCUGUUUGCAUCCCGAUCGUUCACCAAAGCCAUCGGCGGCUUCUUUAAAGCCAUCAAACACGCCGACAGGGCGCUAGCUAGACUCGGAGAAGCAGGCCGGGUGCAAGAAGGCCAUGCUGGCGAGAUGCACGGGUCCUCUUCGCUCUCGAUCCAGUCCGGGAACCGUCUCGCUGCUGGGAGUUCGAAGCUGGAGGUAUCGGAUUCCGCUCCACUUGGACCGGGGGACCGUGAAGCCUCUGAAGAGGUGCAUGCAGCCGUGCGUAAGCUGGAGCUAAGGAGAGCAGAACUCUUGACGGGUGUAGUCGAGGCCUCCCUUCGAGUAAAGGAAGUCGAGGCUAUUCGCCAGAGCAUUGAAGCUGUCGAAACCUUCUCGAGGCUAUGUGGUUCCGGAUGCGUAAAGACUCUACAAGCGAGAUAUCUCGCUGCAAAGAUGCGUGACCACGUCGGCGAGACUCCUGCGGCCGUGCAAGAGCUCACCGAGAUUAUUCGAAGAUGCACAAUCGUGGAAAUGGGAAUGUCGGAGUCUCCGUCCGGGGACUUGCCUGCCUCUCCCGCCUGUUCCGACUUCGAGAUUGCCAGCGAGGAGGGGAGAACAGCGACGCCUUGUUCGCUGGACACGGAGUCUGUUCCCUCGCAGGAAGGGUUCGAAGGCUCUCCGGAAAGCCUUCCGAGCGAAGCGCCUUUUGAUGCGGCACGCCUCUCUACUUCUUUGCAACUUCGCGUCGAACUUUUGAUGAGCGCCACGUUGACAGCAGUUGAGUGGAUCACAAAGUUGCGGAGCGAGGCCCAACUCAACGCCGUGAAAUUCGCCUGCUCCAUCUUCAACGCCCUGGCGAUCCAGUCCGUAGAGAACCUCCGGAACCAGCGAAGCCGACGACGCGCCAUCAGGGACCAGCGGCGAAACCGACGAGUUGCGAAUCGCUGGCGAACUGCGAAAACGACAAAGAUGCAACCCGGCGACGGCGCCCAAGACGCGCUUGACGCUCGCCAACAGCCGGAGAUAAGCGAGGCGACUUCAGAGGACUCCGAGGGCGACCACAGCGCGUCAGAAGAUGACGCAAGACGGCAGAAAGCGCAGGACGAUGAACAAAACGGCCGCGGAGGCUUUGCCGGGAGUCUCGUUCUCCUAGGGCGCAGCCUGCUUUCUCUUUUGCGAACUCGCGACAUGCGGGAGGGAGAAAGGCAAACCCUAGAACUCCUCAUACAGUUUUCGAACUUGAAGUUCGGCGCGGAUUCCGGUAUGCGGUUCCGGGGAGCCCGGAAGAAUACCCGCCUGCGCUGCUGA